Molecule: messenger RNA, 4955 nt
Organism: Myotis lucifugus (little brown bat)
Lineage: Eukaryota; Metazoa; Chordata; Mammalia; Chiroptera; Vespertilionidae
Gene: RAD54L2
Product: RAD54 like 2
Cellular component (GO): nucleus
Molecular function (GO): ATP hydrolysis activity; ATP binding; ATP-dependent chromatin remodeler activity
Source: RefSeq, a predicted model, not a curated record
GACCCCUGCAGUGCACCAUGAGUCGGUAAUGCCCACUGAGGACCUCUGGGAGCCAUGUCAGACGAAUCCACCUCAGGGAGCGAUCCAGACCUGGACCCGGACGUGGAGCUGGAGGAUGCGGAAGAGGAGGAGGAGGAGGAGGAGGUGGCAGUGGAGGAGCACAGCAGGGAUGAUGAGGAGGACCUGCUGGAUGACCCAUCCCUGGAGGACAUGUACGGCACUGAGUGUGCCCAGCUGGGGGAAGAUGGGCAGCGGCCACCGCGGUGCACUUCAACUACCUCAUCUCAGUCUGAGCCUUCAGAGCAGCUUAGGCGCCACCAAGGCAAGAGCCUGGCCUCUGACGACCCCAAAAAGAAGAGAGCUCAGAAGCCCUCCCACAUGAGGAGGAACAUACGAAAGCUGCUCCGGGAGGAUCAAUUGGAGCCAGUUACCAAAGCAGCACAACAGGAAGAGUUGGAAAGAAGGAAACGCCUGGAGCAGCAGAGGAAGGACUACGCAGCUCCCAUUCCCACUGUUCCCUUGGAGUUUCUUCCCGAGGAAAUUGUCUUAAGAGCAAGUGAAGGUCCCCAACUGCCUCCUCGGGUCUUGGCCCAGGAAGUCAUUUGUUUGGACAGUAGCAGUGGCAGCGAGGAUGAAAAAAGCAGCCGAGAUGAGGUGAUUGAACUGAGCUCUGGCGAGGAGGACACUCUGCACAUUGUGGACAGCAGCGAGUCUGUCAGCGAGGAAGAUGAGGAAGAGGAGAAGGGUGGCACCCACGUGAAUGACGUCUUAAACCAGCGCGAUGCUCUGGGGCGUGUCCUCGUCAACCUGAACCACCCUCCGGAGGAGGAGAAUGUCUUCCUGGCCCCGCAGUUGGCUCGGGCAGUGAAACCCCAUCAGAUUGGCGGGAUCCGGUUCCUGUAUGAUAACCUGGUUGAGUCCCUGGAGAGGUUUAAGACCAGUAGUGGCUUUGGCUGUAUCCUGGCCCACAGCAUGGGUCUGGGGAAAACUUUGCAAGUGAUCUCCUUCGUCGACGUCCUCUUCCGCCACACGCCAGCCAAAACUGUCCUUGCCAUUGUGCCGGUUAAUACUCUUCAGAACUGGCUGGCGGAGUUCAACAUGUGGCUCCCAGCUCCUGAAGCCCUGCCAGCGGACAGCAAGCCUGAGGAGGUCCAGCCUCGCUUCUUUAAAGUUCACAUCCUGAAUGAUGAGCACAAGACAAUGGCAGCUCGAGCUAAAGUGAUGGCUGAUUGGGUGUCGGAGGGUGGGGUGCUCCUGAUGGGGUACGAAAUGUACAGACUCCUCACCCUGAAGAAGUCCUUUGCCACCGGCAGACCGAAGAGGAGCAAGAAGCGGUCUCACCCGGUCAUUAUUGACCUGGAUGAGGAGGAUCGCCAGCAGGAGUUUCGGAGAGAGUUUGAGAAGGCCUUGAGCCGCCCUGGCCCUGAUGUGGUGAUCUGCGACGAGGGCCACCGCAUCAAAAAUUGCCAGGCCAGCACCUCGCAGGCCCUGAAGAGCAUUCGCUCCCGCCGCCGGGUGGUGCUGACCGGGUACCCCCUGCAGAACAACCUCAUCGAGUACUGGUGCAUGGUGGACUUCGUGCGCCCAGACUUCCUGGGCACCCGGCAGGAGUUCAGCAACAUGUUCGAGCGCCCCAUCCUGAACGGGCAGUGUAUCGACAGCACGCCCCAGGACGUCCGCCUCAUGCGGUACCGGAGCCACGUCCUGCACAGCCUCCUGGAGGGCUUCGUGCAGAGGAGAGGCCACACUGUGCUGAAGAUUCAUCUCCCUGCCAAGGAAGAGAAUGUGAUCCUCGUGCGGCUCUCCAAGAUCCAGCGCGAUCUGUACACACAGUUCAUGGACCGCUUCCGGGACUGUGGCAGCAGUGGCUGGCUGGGGCUGAACCCCCUCAAGGCUUUCUGUGUGUGCUGCAAGAUCUGGAAUCACCCUGACGUGCUGUAUGAAGCCCUUCAGAAGGAGAACCUGGCCAAUGAGCAGGACCUAGACGUGGAAGAGCUUGGCUCCACGGGGACUAGUGCCCGCUGCCCGUCACAGGGAACAAAAGUCAAGGGGGAGGACAGUGCCUUGGCCGCCUCGAUGGGAGAGGCAGCCAACAGCAAGUUCCUUCAAGGGGUCGGCUUCAACCCUUUCCAGGAGCGAGGCAACAACAUCGUCACGUAUGAAUGGGCCAAGGACCUUUUGACUAAUUACCAGACUGGAGUCCUGGAGAACUCUCCCAAGAUGGUACUGCUUUUCCACCUGAUUGAGGAAAGCGUGAAGCUUGGUGACAAGAUCCUCGUGUUCAGCCAGAGCCUUUCCACCUUGGCUCUCAUCGAGGAGUUCCUAGGGAAACGAGACGUGCCCUGCCUACCUGGUGCCGAGGGGCAAGGAGUACAGAAGUGGGUUCGAAACGUCAGCUACUUCCGGCUCGACGGUAGCACCCCUGCCUUUGAGAGGGAGCGGCUCAUUAAUCAGUUCAAUGAUCCCAGCAACCUCACCACCUGGCUGUUCCUUCUCUCCACAAGGGCUGGGUGCUUGGGCGUGAAUCUGAUCGGUGCCAACCGAGUGGUGGUGUUUGACGCUUCCUGGAACCCUUGCCAUGAUGCUCAGGCAGUGUGUCGGGUGUACCGCUACGGCCAGAAAAAGCCCUGCCACAUCUACCGCCUUGUGGCUGAUUUCACCCUCGAAAAGAAGAUCUAUGACCGUCAGAUUUCCAAGCAGGGCAUGUCAGAUCGCGUGGUGGAUGAUCUCAAUCCAAUGUUGAACUUUACCCGGAAGGAGGUGGAGAACCUACUGCACUUCGUUGAGAAGGAGCCAGCUCCCCAAGCAUCUUUGGACAUAAAUGGCAUCAAGGAGCCAGUCCUGCAGCUUGCCUGUCGGAAGUACCCUCACCUCAUCACCAAGGAGCCUUUUGAGCAUGAGUCAUUGCUCCUUAACCGAAGGGAUCACAAGCUGACCAAGGCGGAGAAAAAAGCAGCAAAGAAAAGCUAUGAGGAAGACAAACGCACAUCAGUCCCCUACACCCGCCCGUCGUACGCACAGUAUUACCCCGCCAGCGACCAGAGCCUGACCAGCAUCCCCGCCUUCAGUCAGAGAAACUGGCAGCCAACGCUGAAGAGUGAUGAGAAGCCUGUGGCCAGCGUCCGUCCUGUGCAGUCCACCCCCAUCCCCAUGAUGCCCCGGCAUGUCCCCCUGGGAGGCGGCGUAAGCUGUGCCUCCAGCACAAACCCAGCCAUGAACUUCCCCAUCAACUACCUGCAGCGCGCGGGCGUCCUUGUGCAGAAGGUGGUCACCACCACAGAUAUUGUUAUUCCUGGACUCAACAGCUCCACAGAUGUACAGGCGAGAAUUAAUGCUGGGGAGAGCAUCCACAUCAUCCGCGGGACGAAAGGGACGUACAUCCGCACCAGCGACGGGCGGAUCUUUGCUGUCCGAGCGACGGGCAAACCCAAAGCCCCUGAAGAUGGCCGGAUGGCUGCCUCAGGUUCCCAGGGGCCUUCUCUCGAGUCUACGAGCAACGGCAGACCCAGUGCCUCAUCACCCAAAGCCCCCGACCCUGAGGGGCUGGCCAGGCCUGUCUCUCCCGACAGCCCGGAGAUCCUCAGCGAGCUGCAGCAGUACGCGGACGUGGCCGCUGCCCGCGAGUCCCGCCAGAGCUCCCCCAGCUCCGCCACCGGCCUGCCUGGCCCCCCUGCCCAACUGGUGGACGGCAGUGCUGUGCCUGGGACUGCUCUUGGGACGGAGCCUCGACUUGGGAGCCACUGCCUCAACAGUUCCCUCUUGGUGACCGGCCAGCCCUGUGGUGACAGGCACCCAGUCUUGGAUUUAAGGGGCCACAAGCGGAAGUUGGUCACACCAUCUGCUGCCCAGGAGUCAGCCCGCCGGCGGUCCAGGAAGGGCCAUCUACCAGCCCCCGUGCAGCCGUAUGAACACGGCUGCCUUGGGGUGCGGCGUCGGGAGCACAGAGCCAUGUCGGACCUGCUACUGCUGGGCCUCAUCGGGGGCCUGGCGCUGCUGCUGCUGCUGACUCUGCUGGCCUUCGCCAGGUACUCAGGGCUGCUGGCUGGGGUGGCGGUGAGUGCCGGCUCACCCCCCUUCCGCAAUGUCACCGUGGCCUACAAGUUCCACGUGGGGCCCUACAGCGAGACAGGCCGGCUUUUCACGGAGAGCUGCAGUGUCUGCCCCAGGCUCCGCUCCAUCGCCGUCUACUAUGACAACCCGCACAUGGAGCGGAAGCUGUGUGCCCACCCUCGGCUGGAGAUCUACCAGCAAGACCAGAUCUAUUUCAUGUGCCCGCUGGCCCGGCAGGGAGACUUCUAUGUGCCUGAGGUGAAGGAGACAGAGCGGAAAGGCCGGGGGCCUGCGGAGGCCAGUGAUGCCCAGAUGGAUGGCACAGGAGCUGACACGCUGAGCGAUGCGAGUUCUGUGAGCCUGGAGGUGGGUCCUGGCAGUCGGGAGACGUCGGCGGCCACACUGUCCCCAGGGGUGAGCAGCCGCAGCUGGGACGACAGUGACACCCGCAGUGAGCACAGCUACAGCGAGUCGGGCGCCAGCGGCUCAUCCUUUGAGGAGCUGGACCUGGAGGGCGAGGGACCCCUGGGGGAGCCCAGGCUGAGCCCUGAGGUUGAGCCUGGAGCUCCCAAGUGGCCCCGGGAGCUCAGUACCCCUGAAAAAGGCGAGGAGUAGCCCGUGGCCCCCUCCUCUGUGCUGCAGUCACUAAAGGAACGGGACCGGACUCUUCAGCCUCCUUCCUCCUCCACCUUCCGGGGCCCGGGCGAGGGCCAGGGGUCUCAGGGGACCUUUACUUCGACCCCGGCCUCUAGCUAAGCCCUGUCCUCACUGCCCUCUGGCUCCAGGGCAAAGGAGCAGGGACUGCUCCCUGCCCCCAUCCCGGGGCUGCUGCUCUGUUACAUCUUUUUCAGAUUCACAUUGGAGCUUCCAGGAACCAGAAUAAAGCAAAAGACUUUAUUGUUUCA